UUUCCUGCUGUCAGUGUGAUGACGUUGUUCCGGUUUGUGCAGUGUGUUUGUCAAAUUCAUUUCCGGUUCAUAGGUUCACAACGUGGCUGCGGAUGUUUUCCAGCGUGGGGUUCACAGCUCAGAAAGUGUAGACACUGUGAGGAUAAACAGCAGUAAAAUGGCUGAGUUCAAGGUGCACCGUGUUCGCUUCUUCGACUACAUGCCCACUGCUAUCCGAGCCAUGGCGUUUAACCCCCGCACGGAGCGGCUGGCUGUGGCCCGGGCUGAUGGAGCUCUGGAGAUCUUCAACUUCGCGGACAACUACUUCCAAGAGAAGGUCAUCCCAGGGCAGGACGGCCGGGCUGCGGAGGCUCUGUGUUGGCUGGGCCAGCGCCUGUUCAGUGCCGGGCUGAAUGGAGAGAUCACAGAGUAUGACCUGGAGAACCUGAGACCCAGGUACACAGUGGAGGCCUAUGGAGGACCAAUCUGGAGCAUCAGUAGCAACAGCCAGGGAACCCUGCUCGCGGUUGGUUGUGAAGACGGGACAGUGAAAAUAUUUGAAAUACUGGAAGAGAGGAUUCAGUUUCAAAGAAACCUCGACAGGCAAAAGGGUCGUAUUAUCUCUCUCUGCUGGCAUCCCUCUGGUACAUUGAUAGCUGCUGGCAUGAUGGACAUGAUAAAAAUCUUUGAUGCUGAGUCAGGCCGUGCCACACACAGACUGCUGGUGGAGAGAGGAGUCGGAGCAUCAAAGAGUAGAGAGGUGGUGGUUUGGAGCAUCGCCUUCCUGUCAGAUCACACUAUCAUCAGCGGUGACUCGGCAGGAAAGGUCCAGGUCUGGGAUGGACUCACAGGGACUCUGGUCAGAACCCACCUAGUCACCAAGUGGGACGUUCUGGCCCUGUCUUCUUCCCAGGACGAGAGCAGCGUGGUAGCCGGGACGUCAGAGGGAACGGUGGUCCAGUUUCAGUUCCUCUCCUCUAAUGUUGGCCAGCAGGAUAAGGAAUGGGUCCGAACAAGGACCUUUAAAAACCACUCCCAUGAUGUGAGGGGGCUCGCUCACACCGACACAGCUGUGGUUUCUGGAGGUAUGGACACCCAACUGGUAGUGCGCCCCCUUUUGGACAAGGUGGAGAAGAACACCCAGGAGUCAGCACUGCGCAAAUCUUUCCCACAUAGAAGCCUGGUUUGUUGUGCAAAGAAAGCAGGACUGCUGCUCUUCCAGUUCCCCGAUCAUUUGGAGCUGUGGAGACUAGGGGAGAGUAAUGGACAUGGAAGUCCUGGUGACAGUCUGCCUGUGAAGAGGAAACCAGAGAAGCUGAUCCAGCUGAAGAGGAAGGGCGAGGAUCAUAUCAGCUGCAGUGCUGUGUCUCCAUGUGGAGGCUGGCUGGCGUACUCCACUGUCUCCAGCUUCCGUCUCUACAGAUUACAGAACAACACCAUCAGUGUCACCAAGGUGUCUAGACUCCCUAAGGACCUUCGCUCGGCGCAGCAGCUCUGCUUCUCCUCUGACUCCACCAAACUCUUUGCUUCCUCCUGCCGUUCUUCAGUCCUAGUCGUUGACCUUAACCAGUCAGAUUGCAAAUACCUCCACACCCUCAGACCCAAAUCAGGCUCCUCUCAGCCUGUCCACCUGCUGUGUGUCAGUGAGGAUGGCAAAUGGCUGGCUACUGCAAACACAGACUGUCUGAUCCAUGUGUUCAACCUGGACAAGCUCAAGCUUCAUUGUACAGUUCCGGUGUACAGCUCAUGCCCCACUGCCAUAGCCAUCCACCCAACAAACAGCAACCUUGUGGUGGUGCAUGCAGACCAGCAGAUCUUUGAGUACUCACUGGUACAGAAGGAGUACACAGAAUGGAGUCGGAAGCUGCAGAAACAGGGACUGCACCCCCUGUGGAUGGAGAGAGACACCCCCAUCACACACAUCGCCUUCAAUCCUAAAAAUCCAGCUCACAUCAUCCUGCACGACACGUUCAUGUUCUGCAUCAUUGACCAGAAUCUGCCCCUCCCUGAAGCGAAGACUCCACUCUACAAUCAGAUGACACUGAGGAGUCUUCCUGAGUCAGAGAGGAUCAUGCACAGCCACGCCUUUAAGAUAUGCAAGAACUUCCAGCACCUGCUGUGUGUGCGUUUGCUGGAGGACCACUCUCUGGUGGUGGUGGAGCGCCCCCUGCUGGACAUCCUGUCGCAGCUGCCUGCACCUGUCCGCCAGAAGAAGUUUGCUACAUAAAAGUGGCAGUGUCUUUCUAGAUGUUGAUCUGAGAUCAUUUUCAUCAAGUGUUUGUGUUCCCACUUUGUAUAAAAUGCUUUGAUAAGUAAUAAAUGGAACAAUUUACUGUUA
Messenger RNA from Gymnodraco acuticeps, 2317 nucleotides. Its product is annotated as U3 small nucleolar RNA-associated protein 4 homolog. NCBI's taxonomy places the organism in Eukaryota, Metazoa, Chordata, Actinopteri, Perciformes, Bathydraconidae. Gene Ontology annotation, biological process: maturation of SSU-rRNA from tricistronic rRNA transcript (SSU-rRNA, 5.8S rRNA, LSU-rRNA). Gene Ontology annotation, molecular function: RNA binding; protein binding. Gene Ontology annotation, cellular component: small-subunit processome; 90S preribosome; t-UTP complex. The record is from RefSeq and is a predicted model, not a curated record.